CCUCCACCUCCAGUGAUAAAAAUCCAUAAAAAAUAAAAACCAAGUGACAAGGGAAAAUAAAAAAAAAUCCAGGAUUACCUCCGGUUUCACUCAAUGCAACAAGUGAAAGGCGAUGUUUUCCCAUCUACUCAUGGAAAUACGAGUUUAUCGGAUUUGAGGUAUUUGGAGUCGAGGCCAAGCCGAGGAUUGAACCACUGAGUGUCGUUGUAACGACGAUGUAAUAAAUACCGAAAAUGAUGAAAGAAGGUGAAUCCAUCAGUGGUUGCACUACCGCUCCUAGAGCGAGAAGGUACUUCCCGAGGUUUUCCCUCAGAAGGUUAUUGUAUUCGAGUCCCUUCCUGGGGCAAAGGAUCGCCAGGGCGACAAGCUCCAGUAACAGGAGCAACAAAGGUAAAGAUGGGGGCAGUGGGAAAGCUGUGGAUGUUGAAAAAGGUGAGGCCAGGACGACGAGUGGCUCUGGCCACGUGCCAUACACCUCGGACCUCCACAGGGCCACCAGCAAGGGCUCCGUCCUCUCCACAGCAGGAAAGAGUUGCGAGAAUGGGUUAGUGGAGUGUCCCCUGUGCCUGGCAGAAUUGCCAAUCGAGCUGUUCCCAAUAAUCCAGUCGUGUCACCAUCGCAGCUGUUACGACUGCUUCCAGCAGUACCUCAGGGUUGAGAUAUCCGAGUCACGUGUCAACAUAGCGUGUCCAGAGUGUGCUGAGCCACUUCAUCCAAAUGACAUCAGAAUGAUAUUGAAUGAUCAAGUCCAAUUGGAAAAAUACGAGGACUUUAUGGUGAGGAGGGUGUUGGCUGUGGAGCCUGAUGCCAGGUGGUGUCCCGCUCCUGAUUGCUGUUUUGCUGUUAUUGCCAGUGGGUGCGCAUCUUGUCCAAAAUUGAGGUGUGAGAGGCCUGGAUGUGACUCGUACUUCUGUUAUCACUGCAAAGCACGGUGGCAUCCCAAUCAGACGUGCGAUGCUGCCAGGGCACAGAGGUCUCAGCACUACGAUCGUACCUCCUCACUCAGCUUCAGUCAGAGUGAUUCACAGCACAGGGAUGAUAUCAAACCAUGUCCGAGGUGUCAAGUGCUUAUCGUUAAGAUGGACGAUGGUAGCUGUAAUCACAUGACUUGCGCUGUUUGUGGCGCUGAAUUUUGUUGGCUCUGCAUGAAGGAAAUCAGUGAUCUUCAUUAUCUCAGUCCUUCUGGCUGCACAUUCUGGGGCAAAAAGCCAUGGUCACGAAAGAAAAAAAUUCUAUGGCAACUUGGCACUCUCGUUGGUGCACCAGUUGGCAUUGGCCUUGUAGCUGGAAUCGCUGUUCCUGCAAUGAUAAUAGGUAUUCCUGUCUGGGUUGGUCGAAAGUUGUACACAAGAUACGAGCAAGGUAAUAAGCAUAAGAGAAACGCUUUCAUCGCAGGCGGUGUAACAGCAUCGGUUCUAGUGUCACCGGUGCUGGCUGGUCUCGCAGUUGGAAUUGGGGUACCAAUUCUUCUUUUCUACGUAUAUGGAGUGGUACCUGUGUCCCUCUGCAGGAGUGGCGGCUGUGGGGUGUCCACCAAUGGCUCAGGAGUCAGAUUUGAGUUUGAUGAUGAGAAUGAACUGAUGGGGGCACUCUCUGGGAGGAACGUUGGAGAUGCAGCAUCGAUAGACGUUGCGAGUCACCGAGGUGGAAAUCCAUCGAUUGGUGAGGCCUCCCUAUCUCUGGGGAGUGGCAGUCAAUUGGAAAAAUUGGGACGGGAGAAUGAUCGGGAGAGUGCAAGCAAUGUUGCUCUAGCUGGUGCAAGUUUAGCUGGUAGCAUAGCAUCGAGUGUAUUGCCUGGUGGUCAAAGACUGGAGGUCCAGGCAGAUGUCACCUCCACCCAGAGAUUCAGUUUGUGCAGUGAGACAGCAUCAGCAGCGACGAGUCUCUCUGAAAAAUCGGUUAAUGCAUCGAUAGCACCUGAUGACGGUGGUGCAUCCACAAGGGCACUGGCUGGUUCAGUGCUCAAUUUCAAGGUUGACAGUUGCUCCAUAAGUGGAGGGAGAAGUGUCGAUAAUGAAUCCGCAAUCAAUCAGACGACACCUGUUGAUUCGACAGGGCAAGGGGCAUCUCUCAGCUCCUUGGAGGAGAUACCUGGUCUUGCCAAGAGGUCCAGGAGAAAACCCACACUCGAUAGACAACACAGUGACUCCAGUAGCUGGACGGCUUGUGGAGAGGAUGGAAACUCUGAACGCGUGAGAUUCGAUGAUCAUGUCAGCUUCAUCGAGGCACACCAGGAACCCGGGAGCUGCACCAGGGUACAGGGAAGGAGGAAGAGGAAUAAGGAAGGGGAUGCAGAAGGUGAUGUUCAAAGGACUAGAUGUAGCAACGAUGAAGAUAACUCAACAGAAGAUAAUAAUUCCCGUGCAAGGGUAAACGUGGCAGCAUUGAGAAUUGUAUUUUUUCAUAAUUCAUCAUCAGGUGAGAAAAGGCUGCCAGUAAUUGAGGAGCCGGGCUCCUCCACCAGCCAAUCAUCAGCCGUAGUUUGUAUUUCAACACCAAUGAAUAACAACGAGACGAAUGAACCUGACACCAGGGAGGACGAUAAAUUACACUGCUGAAUUAAAAUACCAUUAAAAUAAAUAACUGAAGACUGACAAACGCGCAUGUAAACGUAAUUAUACAAUUAUAAUUAUAUUAUACACAUAUGAAUUUAUUGUCAAACGGUCAUACUCGAGGGAGAGAAGAGGGGGAUAGGAGAUGGAUUUGUAUUAAAGUUUUAGAAUAGAGAAACACGUCGCUGAGGCAAAUUAUUUGACUCGUUCUGCAACGAUUUUGUCAAUGAAUUGAUUUCAAUAUCUCAGUCGCUGAUGAGUGGAUGAAAUCCAAAUUAAUUUAUCUAUUUCAAUUCAAAGCGUUUACCACGUAUUUAAUAUUCAUUUCCAGCACGAGAGACGAUUAAGAAUGUUGCACACCCUUACCGCGAAAAUUCACGUGAAAAAAUAAAUCGUUCUUCGCUUUUUCAUUAUUUAAUGACUAAAAGAUGAACGGACUGUCACGAGACUUCGUGAGCCAGUAAUUUUGGCUAAAGGAGUGUGGGAUAUUCUUAAACCGAUGAAAGUGCGGGAUUACGAUAGGAUAAAGGUGUUAUCUUACUGUGAAAUAAUAGCGCUUUAUUGCAGUGUACAUUGAAUGCGAGGGUACACCGUUAAUUAAUGAAAUGAAAAUAGCUGAAUGCAUUGUGUAUAAACAUGCUUUACAUGGUAUAUACGGAAAUUCAUCCGUUCGACGUUAAUGAAUCCGUGUCUAAUAACGAAUCGUUUGAUGGGUGGAGGUGUUUUUAAGUGUUUCGAGUGGACUGGAUGAUUUAUUAAAUUAACUGCGUUCAUCAACGAAUUGAGAGAACGUGGAGGAGUGCCUGUCUUUCUGUCCAAGAGCAACAUUUUGUAAUCCUUCCUCGAUAGCUUCCAAGCUGGAGUGAAUGUGGAAUGAUAAUUUUAUCAUCGAUGGAGGUGGAAGUAAACAGUAAUUUCGUUUUUCUUUGUAACUCGGUGAGAAGGGGAUAAAACAGUACUGAUCUUGCUCAAUGCCGAUUGAGGAACAGGGUGAAGAGAUAUAGACGAAUUAACGAGGAAAAACUUAUUUAAGGAGAUCCGAGUGGCAUCUAAAGUUAGGGGUGGACUAGAAAAUGUAAGAUUUCUUUCAUUGUUAUUUUUUUUUUUUACGAGGUGCUCUCAAUUGCGCAUCACACAUUUCUUUAUCGGUAGGAUAGAAAAAUGAACUGAUUUUUAUUAUCCUAUUAACAAGGACUUUCUAGCAACAGUCACUGUAUUUUUUUUUUAAUCAACGGAAAUGAAUGUUUAUCUUUUAUUUGCACUAGGUGUGAAUUUAAUGGAACAUUCAGAGCAUUUUAAAAUGUCAAUUUUGCGAUGGAUCUCCUUAAAAUUAAUAAUGUGAACUCUGUAUUUGUUCGAGUUUCACUCACGAUGCCAAAAGAUUUUAAAUCCCACAUUUUUGAUACCAGAAUUUUUUGUUUAAUCAUUGAUCCCACUGUGGAGUUAGUUUUUUUCGAAUUUUAGUUCACUCUGCUCUUGCGUAAAACUGCCAUGCACAUUUUGAAUUACCUUUCGGGCAUAUUGUAAUAUAGUGAGAUGUGAACGUGAGACUAUUCCAUUCUGGGAUGAAUUAUUUUCUGUGACACUUGCACUGAGGAGUGCGGGGGGUCACUUCUGGCAAUUAAAAUUCGUCUCGUGAUGUUAUUGAGCCUAAACGUUAACUUGUGGUCGUCGUUGAGAGCUCUGGUAUAAAACAUGAUUUAAGAUGGAAAUAGAUAAGCGAUGUGGAUUACGUCACUUUUUUCUGUUGAGAGUGAAUUUAUUCACACGAAUUAAAUAUGGAAUUUGUAUUGCAGUAUAAAAUAUGGGAUAUAAAUAAAGUCGAGAUAUUUAAGUGAAA
Molecule: messenger RNA, 4392 nt
Organism: Fopius arisanus
Lineage: Eukaryota; Metazoa; Arthropoda; Insecta; Hymenoptera; Braconidae
Product: E3 ubiquitin-protein ligase RNF19A-like
Exons: 11
Coding region: 234-2558 (774 amino acids)
Biological process (GO): protein polyubiquitination; ubiquitin-dependent protein catabolic process; positive regulation of proteasomal ubiquitin-dependent protein catabolic process
Cellular component (GO): cytoplasm; ubiquitin ligase complex
Molecular function (GO): zinc ion binding; ubiquitin conjugating enzyme binding; ubiquitin protein ligase activity
Source: RefSeq, a predicted model, not a curated record